AUGGAGGCAACACUUCUACAAAACAAAUACAAUAACCACCCAGCGGUGGGUGCUAACUUGGCCGCGGUUGAGAAAAAAUUUGCAAAGGAGAAGUGGAACUCCUACCACAUCCACUACCUGCAAUUUGUCUACGAAUUUCUCCCGGGCUUGGUCAUCAAUCCAAUUCAGUGGGUCUUUGAUAAAGGAAAGGGUCGAAUCUGUAUUGAUUGCUCCAAUGGUCCUAAUUUGUUAGGUUCCGUCAAUCUUUACAUUCCAUCUCUGAAAGAUGCUAUUCCCGGUGAGGAGGAUGAAUGCCCUGCAUUGUACUACCAAUAUGCGUUUGAUCGCUUCUUGCGUCGAAUCCUCAGGAUGCGCAUCACUCGCCCAAAUGAUCCCAUUAUGGUCUAUGCUGAUGAUAUAGAAGCUGCGUUUCGAUGA
Cylindrotheca closterium is the source of this 417-nucleotide messenger RNA. The record is from the annotation of a GenBank genome assembly. Lineage: Eukaryota; Bacillariophyta; Bacillariophyceae; Bacillariales; Bacillariaceae.